Messenger RNA from Didymodactylos carnosus, 3220 nucleotides. The record is from the annotation of a GenBank genome assembly. NCBI's taxonomy places the organism in Eukaryota, Metazoa, Rotifera, Eurotatoria, Philodinida, Philodinidae.
AACAUAGCGUUUUCGCUAUAUAAGAGUUACACCUGAAGUGCGUCCCAAGAUUUUUAAUAGCGGUUUGUCGUAGAGAGUUCAUUCUUUUUUUGUUUAAAAGAGGAAAAGAAACUACAUCGACUGACCGUCGUCGAUUUUUGAAUUAGGUCUUAGUUUUUUGUCAAACUGAGAAUUUUUAGAAAAUCCGGAAGGCUUUUUCGGGUUUUAGCAGGUUGUUGGUUGCCUGGAAAAUCAAUAAAGGCUUAACUGAAAAAUCGACACCUGUCAGUCGAUGUAGUUAGGUGUCUAGUUUAAAACAAAACAAAUCCGAACUCUCCAGCUUGAAGUAUAUUAAAAAAUUUUGGGACGCCGUUCAGGGUCCUUUUUGAACCUUGAUCUCUGAAAAACUCCUAAACCGUAAGACUUGGAGACAAAAAAAUCUUUUCAUUCCCGUAACUCAUUAUGCCGAACAUUUACGGAAAGUUUUGUCAAGAUCGGAUGUACGGUGCCGGAGAUAAUUUCUGAGGGGUGGGGCCCUUAAGUCAACAAUAAUCAUUGUCAUUUUUUUUCGUUAAUACAAAUUACUUACAUCUUGCUUUUAUUUUAGACCUAUAUAGAUGAACAUAAAGAAUUUUAUGGUGAAAACAGUGAACAAACAAAACAACACAGUACUAUUGGUAACGAUGAGGAUGAAUAUGAGAGAAAAACUUACGUAAUGGAUAGUGAUCAUCGAUUAUUAUUAAGAUGUACAAAACCAUUGUUACAAAGUAGAAAUUCAGCAGUUGUGAUGGCCGUUGCUCAAUUGUAUUAUCAUGUUGCACCUAAAACUGAAAUUCAAAUUGUGGUUAAAGCAUUAAUUCGUUUAUUGAGACAUCAUCGGUGGGAUGAAAUUCAGACAAUUGUCUUAAAAUCUGUUAUGUCAAUGGCUGAUAAACACAAAGAAAUUUUUGAACCUCAUUUAAAGAGUUUUUAUAUUCAUUCAACUGAUAAUGGGCAAGUAAAACGUUAUAAAUUAGAAAUUUUAACGAUAUUAGCUAAUGCAUCAAAUAUAUCAACAAUACUAAGAGAAUUUCAGACGUAUGUCUUGAGUACGGAUAAAGAUUUUGGUGCACAAACAAUACAUGCCAUUGGACGUUGUGCUAGUACAAUUAAAGAAGUUACUGAGGCAUGUUUAAAUGGAUUAGUGGCACUUAUGUCAAAAAAGGAUGAAGCAAUAGUUGCUGAAAGUGUCGUUGUAAUAAAAAAAUUAUUGCAAAUCAAUCCUUCGCAGUAUAGUGAAAUUAUCAAACAUAUCGUUCGAAUGGUAGACAAAGUUGUUGUGCCAACAGCUCGUGCUUCCAUAUUAUGGUUAAUUGGUGAAUAUUCCGACAGAAUAAGUAAAUUAGCUCCUGAUGUUUUAAGAAAAAUGGUCAAAAACUUUACAAAUGAGGAAACUAUAGUCAAACAACAAAUAUUGAAUUUAGCUGCAAAAUUAUAUGUCGUUAAUCCAAAACAGACCCAACUGCUUGUUCAAUAUGUGUUUAAUUUAGCUAAAUAUGAUAAAAACUAUGAUACUAGAGAUAAAGCAAGACUACUACGAGCUUUACUAAUACAAACAGAAAAAUGUCCACAUCUCAGUAAAUAUGCAAAGAAAAUCUUGUUAGCCUCAAAACCAGCACCAACUUUAGAAUCAUCGAUGAGAGAUAAUGAACAAUAUACUUUGGGCACACUAUCGCACAUUAUUGGUCAAAAAGCAAAUGGUUAUAAAGAUUUACCCGAUUUCCCUCUUGAACUACCAGAUCCAACAGUGAGAAAUGUUGAAGUUAUUUUGCCAGAAAAAACGAUACCCGUAUUUGGACAAAUGAAAAAAGGUGGACGAUCGUCAAAAGCUACGUCAGCAACUAAAGGAAAAAUGUCCUCAACAGUAGAGGGAUUUUAUUCUGAAGGUGAAUCAACUGAUGGACCAGAUCCCAGUGAAGAAGAAUCGUCAACAGAUACAUCGGAGGAAUCAUUAUCUGAAUCUGAAGUAGAAGAAGAUGACGAGAAGCAAGAGGAGACGGAAGAAAAUAACGAUGAGGAUCAGUUUGAAAAUAGUCGACCAAGUUUGGUAGAAGUUGGUGACGUUAACGAGUACGAACAAUUAGAAUCUCAGCUACAACAAGUACAAUCAGCGACAAAUACGAAACGGACAAUAGCUAAAAGUAGUUCGGAAAGUAGCAGCGAGGAAUCAGAUGAUGAGGAAAGUAAAGAAGAGGAUGAAACAUCGGAGGAUGACGAGGAAGAAAAGGAAGAAACGAAAGAGUUAUCAGGAAUAAGUUCCAAGCUUUCAUCGGUCAGAAACACAACAGAAAAAGAUGCAAUAUCAGCGCAAUCUAAAAAAGAUAAUGUACUGGUCGAUGAACGAUCUCUAUCAAAUGAAACAUCGUUACUCGCUUUUGACUUGGAAACCUUUCUGGGUUCAGGACCUACGACUACUACAUCUUCAGUAGCAAACACAACGACUCAAUCAAAACUGGAUGAUUUAAACAUAUUAGAAUCACUAUCGUCUGCUCCAUCUGUAUUAGCAUAUACACGACAAUUUGAACUAUUAAAUCGAAUAAAUGGAUCUGGAUUACAAAUUCAAUAUCGUUAUCCUCGUACAAAAUUUACUCGUAGACCAAAUAUGAUUAAUAUUGAAUUAAUAUUUACAAAUACGACACAGAGAGACAUACAACAUAUUUCGUUCUUCAAAGCACGCCCCGGUGUUCAAAUAAGUGAAUUUACUGAAAUCGAUGUAUUGCCAUCGGGCGCCUCGCUCGUCUCAACAAUGGGUAUUGAUUUCAAUGAUAAAACUCAACCAGCUCAAUUUGAUAUUACGUCAGAUGGAAAACAAAUUUCAUUAUCUAUUCCAUGUCAAGUUGGAGAAAUGAUUGAACAAAAAUUUCUAAAUGAACAAGACUUUCAACAACAACUAAAUAGUUUAAAAGGAAUGAAUGAGAUAAGUGAAACACUAAAAUUAGAUAUUGACACAUUGAAAAAGUUAAAUUUUUCAACAAUACAAAAUAAAAUUAUUCAAUGUACAAAUGUUUUAUCCGUACCUACGUCAAAUGACAAUGCUACUUUUAGAUUUAGUGGUCAAACAAUUUCUAGUAAAUCGUUAAUUUUAAUUUCUCUUCAAGUUAACUUGACAAAUUCAACUUUGACCAUGACAAUUAAUUCUGAUCGAAUUGUUCUUGCAACAAUGUUAUUAAAAGAUAUUAAACAAUCAUUUCCACAAACAUAA